AUGAAAAGAAAUAAUGAAUAUCCAGCAACAAGCAGCAGCACAGCAGAACUCACUCAAAAUCAGAUCGAUCGAUUGAGAUCUGUUCUCAGCGAGAAAGUGGAAAUUCAUGGACGUGGCAACUUUCCAACAAUAUCAACUCCUUUGAUUAGCAUAGUCAAACAUCUGAAGCAUAGAUUAUGUCUUGCAGGAGUAUCGCCUUUGCAUGUCAAAGUAAAUGGUGGGGCAGCUUCGUAUGUUGUCUCGCAGCACGAUUUCACAUUUUCCGACUUAGAUCUUAUUUUUGAUAUGAAAUCUUCAACACAAGGCAGUUUUGAUCAGGUUCGUUCAGCGGUGUUUGCUACAAUAGCUGAUUUGAUGCCCGGAACGGCAAAUAAGGCAAAAAUAGAUGUUGACAUUUUGAAGGAUGUUUAUAUGCGCAAAAUGGUGAAGGUUUGUAAUGAUGACGAUCGCUGGUCGCUCUUUUCACUGAACAACGAUUUUGGAAGAUGUAUCGAAUUGAAAUUUGUUGAGCGAAUGAAGAGACAGUUUGAAUUCUCUGUCGACAGCUUUCAAAUAACUCUUGACACUUUAAUUGAUCAUUUUGAUGAUUUAAAAGCUGUGCCAGUUAAUGUUGAAAGCAAGUAUGGUGAUAUUCGUCAGGCUUUAACUCAUUUACAUGAGAGACUGAUUGAUACACGACGACCCGAAGAGAUUCGAGGAGGUGGAUUAUUGAAAUAUUGUCAUUUACUUCUUCGCGGAUAUCGUGCAGCUCAUCCAAAUAAGUGUUGCCAAUUGGAAAAAUACAUGUGUUCACGCUUUUUCAUUGAUUUUCCUGAUGUUUCUGCACAGGAACAGAAGUUACGCAACUAUUUAGACAAUCAUUUCGGCAGCCACGAUCCAUGGGCAAGCAGUGGCGAUGACAGUGAUUCUGAAGCAUCCACGUCACUAACACAGUCAUCAUUAUUGGCUGUUGGACAGAAUAAAUAUGAUUUCCUUAUGCUUCUACAUAGAAUCAUCCAAGAAUCAACCGUUUGUCUCAUGGUGCUUGAUCGUCGCAUGACUCUGGGCAUGAUUGAUCAAUUGGCUUUUCAAGUAUCAUUGAAUGCUUUGGGAGGACCAGCAAUGGAAGGUCAUACACCAAAAUCAACACUUGUAUAUUUACCUCGUAAUACCUGUCAAUGGAUAGCAGUUCCUGUAGUCUGA
This is a messenger RNA of Auanema sp. JU1783, 1182 nucleotides long. The record is from the annotation of a GenBank genome assembly. NCBI's taxonomy places the organism in Eukaryota, Metazoa, Nematoda, Chromadorea, Rhabditida, Rhabditidae.